Messenger RNA from Mesocricetus auratus (golden hamster), 904 nucleotides. It is a transcript of the gene Mrpl13, whose product is annotated as mitochondrial ribosomal protein L13. Bases 150 to 686 code for a protein of 178 amino acids. Gene Ontology annotation, cellular component: mitochondrial large ribosomal subunit; ribosome. The transcript is spliced from 7 exons. Gene Ontology annotation, molecular function: mRNA binding; structural constituent of ribosome. NCBI's taxonomy places the organism in Eukaryota, Metazoa, Chordata, Mammalia, Rodentia, Cricetidae. Gene Ontology annotation, biological process: negative regulation of translation; translation. The record is from RefSeq and is a predicted model, not a curated record.
GGACCGGAGAGAGGCGGAGAAGCUGAUGAGUUCCCGCCGGCGCUAGGAACCCUCGCGCUCCGUUGUCUUUGUUUCCGGCCGGACCGCUGGCUCCGGGUCCUCCCGCGACUAGGCGAGUGGAAACGAAAGGACGCCGGAAGUCGGGAAGCAUGUCCAGCUUCUCCAGGGCGCCCCAGCAAUGGGCCACUUUUGCUCGAAUGUGGUAUCUCUUAGAUGGCAAGAUGCAGCCCCCUGGCAAACUCGCAGCUAUAGCGUCCAAGCGGCUUCAAGGUCUGCAUAAACCAGUGUACCAUCAGCUGAGUGACUGUGGAGAUCAUGUUGUCAUAAUAAACACAAGACACAUUGCAUUUUCCGGAAACAAGUGGGAGCAGAAAGUGUACUCCUCACACACUGGCUACCCGGGUGGAUUUCGACAAGUAACAGCUGCACAGCUUCACCUGAAGGACCCAGUGGCGAUUGUGAAAUUAGCUACUUACGGCAUGCUGCCCAAAAACCUGCACAGAAGGACAAUGAUGCAGAGGCUGCAUCUUUUUCCAGACGAGGAUAUUCCAGAAGAUAUUCUUAAGAAUUUAGUGGAAGAGCUUCCUCAGCCACGGAAAGUGCCUAAACGGCUGGAUGAGUACACCCAAGAAGAAAUAGAGGCUUUCCCAAGAGUGUGGACUCCACCUGAAGAUUAUCGGCUGUAGGAAAACGGGAAUGGUGAAGCAGCAGCAAGAGACCGAUGCUUCCUGGGGAACUGCCAUGACCCAGGACAGAGAGAACGGCAUGCCCUCCCUGUGGGAACACUCAAAGGCAGGACCCAGUAGCAUAUUGCAAUAGAGCGUACCACAUGCUACUUUACACAAGUGUCUUAUGGAACCUGAUUUAAGUGCUGGAAAUGUUAAUAAACCUGCUUACUAAGUUA